GAGAUGAAGGUUGAAUUGAACUUCAUCAUCUCUUCCUCUUCAGAUUCAUUUCUUUAUCUCUCCGCCAUAAAGAUAUCUAGUUUCACUAAAUUGGUCUUGAAAUUAGAGUUGAUUGAUGACAAGGACAAAAAGAAGGCCAUGAAAACUGUUUCCACCCUCCCAGGGAUUGAUUCAAUUGCCAUUGAGGUGAAGGAGAAGAAACUAACUAUAAUUGGGAAUGUUGAUCCAAUAGUGGUGGUGGGAAAGCUGAGGAAAUCAUGGCACACAGAGAUACUAACAGUGGGGCCUGCAAAGGAGCCAGAGAAUAAAAAAGUUGAAGAAAAGAAGGGUAACCAAGCCCAAGGUGAUCAACAACAAAUUGCUGAGUUGAUGAAGCUUUACACAAGUUACAAUCCACAGUACUAUGAUGUUUAUAGUGCAGAAGAAGACCCAAAUGGUUGUGUUAUAUCUUAAUUAGUAAGGGUAAGAUGUGAAAAACUUGUGCAUAUAUGAAUGUUUGAGUUGAUGAUCAUGGGAUAUGAUGGGAGUUCGAUUU
This is a messenger RNA of Ipomoea nil (Japanese morning glory), 535 nucleotides long. Its product is annotated as heavy metal-associated isoprenylated plant protein 39-like. The transcript is spliced from 3 exons. Bases 4 to 453 code for a protein of 149 amino acids. NCBI's taxonomy places the organism in Eukaryota, Viridiplantae, Streptophyta, Magnoliopsida, Solanales, Convolvulaceae. The record is from RefSeq and is a predicted model, not a curated record. Gene Ontology annotation, molecular function: metal ion binding.